AUGCAGGCACCGUCUAACUUAACACCGGCCCGCGCACCUAUUCUGUGCCUGGUGUGUACUGCCACUGCGUGUGGUAGCCAGCUCAUUGCCACCAUCAAUGUUACGCUAGACACUACACUGGCCGAGGUGCGGGCAGUGUUGGUCUCGCUGGCAACGGGCGGCGACGGGGGGCCGGCAGCGGUGAAACAGGCGCCGAUAAAUGUCUCUGCCCAGCAGGCGCACACUAUCGUCUCCUCUCCACUGCACCCCUUCAACUUCACGGAGACGUUUAGCUUUGUGCAUUGUGGUGGCUGCCGCGCCUACGCGCGUCGAAAGGAGGCCUCACUUCAUGUAGAGGAUGUUCUGCCGCGCUAUCCGCGUUUUGGUGUGCCGCCAGCGAGCCUACCGUCAAGCGAAGGACUUUCUUCAAGCACUGCGGUGCUCGGCACUGUGACACCAGGGAGCAGGGGACGUGUGUGCUCGAGCAGCUGCACGCAGUGGCUCCCCAACGCGGCCCCGCCGCUUGCGGUGGUAGCAUACCCGCGUCAACAAAAGCGACACCGGCAUCACCACCAUCACUCUCACAACCAGACGGAGGAGGAAGUCAUGUCCAAGUUGGACGGAGCUCACAUGCCACAGCAGAAGCGUUAUGCUCUGGCAGCCCUCUUCGUCACCCCAGGCGACAGUGCUGAGGGCGGGCUCUGUGCAGAGCGCGUUGUGGCCGAGCGUCUUCAGCUGCAGCUUCCCGACCCACUACGCCCCUUGGGGGCUGUCGCCAGCGGUGCAGGACUCUUCUCUCCCGCCACACUCGCCGCCAACUAUGGACGACCGUUUCACGUGGAGACGUGGUGUUCUGGCGUCACUCGGUGGAACGGCAACACAGAGGAUUUCCUCGGUCGCACGCUGCUGCAGGAGGCGGCACAGGUGGGGAACGAGGCUGCCGUCCACUACCUGGUGUCGCAGCCGUACAUCGUCGUGGACGCGGUCGAGCGACAGUCGGGGUGCACCGCGCUGCAACUCGCUGUGCUGGGCAAUCACGUGGGUGUUGUGAAGGUGCUGCUCGAGGAAGGUGGCGCUAACCCACUUAUUCCCAACCACGCUGGUGACACCCCACUCCAUGUCGCCUUGGAGAACCGCCGCGCGGUGUUGGUGGGACUUCUGUGCGCUCGUCUGCGCGCGCUUCAGGUGCCGCCCGCGGCGCUAAAGGAGGAGCUUAUGCGCAACAAAAUUGGCUACACCCCAGUGGAGCUGUUUCACUUGUACUCCCCCUCCCUUGGCGACCUUUGCCGAGAUGGGGCGAGCCUGCUGGCGGUGAAGUCGCUGGUGCACCACUACUUCUUCUUCCCCGACGAGGUGACGGCGCGUGAUGCGUUUUCUGGCCAAAGCGUCCUGCACGCUGCCGCUGCUGGUUCCGGCGUGGAUGUCGUGCGGUACAUCGCAGAGGACCUAGGCCUUGCCGCAUCUCUUUCGGUACCUGGCGGCCCAUACGCAGAGCUCUUGUGCGACUACCGUCGGCAGACGCCGCUUCAUGUAGCCGCCGCCAGAGGCGAGCCGGCGUGCAUGCAGUACCUCCUUCACAACCUGCCAGCUUCAUGCCUGAUGCAGCCCGACGUGAACGGCAGCACGCCUCUCCUGUUGGCGAUGAAGGCGCGGCGAUGGCGUGUGGUGGAGCUGUUGCUGGCGCAAUGUCCGCCUGGAACCCUUGCCGCCGCUCUGCAGGACCGCAACGGGCUUUCCGCGUUGCACCUUGCGUGUGGCCUUGGCAUGACCCGCGUGGCAGCCACCCUUUUGCAGCAUCACGGCGCCGUCGCAACGCAGAGCACCAUCGUGGGAAGACCCUCCUCCUUCACGCCUUCUAUGGGUGCUGAUGUGCAAUGGGGGCCUCACUGGGAAAACAUUGCCCUCGUGCGGCACAGUGCCCUGCACGGCCGGCUGCGCAAGCUCGAGGCGCGUGAGAUCAAGCGCCAGGUGCAGCGGCAGCAGCGGGGCACCAGUGCAAUUGGCUCCCUGACUGAGAGCAACGGACGCAGAUAUUGCCCACUCGCCGAGGACGCCGAUCCAGUUUCAGCUGUCAAGGCUGCUCAACAGUACCCAUACGGUGGCGCGCGGCGCGGCUACACUCCACUGCGGUGCGCCAUUCUCUAUGCCGUACAGAGAGGCAGUGGUGCAACCACUGUGCCGGUGGACCUUCUCCGACUUCUCUGCGAGUACGGCGCGCUAACAGCCGAGACAGCCGAAGACACUCGUGACCUUCUCUUCUACCUUCUCACCCACAGGUCUGAUGCCGCUGCAGCGACACUGUUGGCCUGGGUGACGGAGUGCUGUGCAAGUGCGGUUGCGGUGCUGCAGCGUGACAACGCUCUCCUGUGCCGUUUCUGCGCCCUAGGCGAGGCCGUCGGCGUGCGCUGGUGCGUCGAGAAGCAGCUGUGCGAUGUGCAGUCCAAGUCUGUGAAUCCGCUCGUGGCCUGCGCUGCUGCUGGGGAUGCAGCCGCUGCGGCUUUUUUAAUUCAGUGUGCCGGCGCAGACGUGAACGCCAUUGUGGGGCAUGAGUCUGCCCUCGCAGUGGCGCUGCGGGAGGGCCAUGACGAGGUGGCACAGGUCCUCAUCCUCAACCAGGCAGUUCUCUCUUCUCGGGACGGCUCGUGGACUGCGCUUCAGCAAGCGACGAGCUCUAACUUGGAGAGCGUGGUUCGCGGCCUUCUGGGAUCUCGUGCUACCGACCCACUCGACGUGUCGCGCGUUCUUCUUCGCACGCUGCAAGGACUCCUAUAUGCAAAGCCGUCGCGGAGGCGCGAAGGGUCUCGUGUGGCGUCAUACCUUGCUCGUGCCUAUGACCCGCUCAUCUCUGAGGUGCACCCGACCGAGCUGCUGCACUUGUCUGCCGCGAUGGGGUGCUUUGACGUUACGCUUACUCUCGCGGAGCGCCUACAGGCACUACCGAAGACGGUGUGGGCAGAGCUGCUGGCAACUGCGCCCCCACCGCCGUCUCGCCCAACGACACUAAUUGAGCCCACUUUGGUGCCUCUCACCAUCAAAUUCCCAAGACUGCUGCCGAACCGUCUAACUGACCGUGGUGGCCUCUAUCGCCCACCAAAUCCAUUCCACCGACUUGUCGUGCCCACUGUUCGGCGAGCCGUCCUCGUGACGCUGCUGCACCGGGUGAAAGUGCGCGAUGUGUACAGCUACGCUGUGGAGGCAGGCCAGAUCGAUCUAGUGUACUUGCUGCGGUGUGGCCUUCACCUGCCGCCGUGGCCGCUGCGCGACGUGCGGGGGUGGACGGUGACAGACUACGCGAUGACACGCCACAGUCGUAGCAGGGCGUCUCUUGUGGCGCUCUUCGUUGCCGCCGGCAUCGCGCCUGCAACGCGGCACGGGCGGCGCAUGCUGCACAGCAGCGGAGAUGGCUCGCUGGUGGCGGCGGUGCACUACGCACAGCAACAGCGCUGGAAGGCAGAGGCAGCUUUGCCGCAUCUAGCCAAAGCUGUGAGUGUUGCUGAGGAGGAGGAGGGGCAUACCGGAGCGCACGCCGCCGCGUUAGCGCUGGAGCUGGUAGCCGACACCCUCUCCUGCCUCGUCGAAGCACCCGCAGAACGGGGAGUUAGUGACGGAGGUGUUGCAAUGGUGCGCUACAUCCUGGACGCCUUUGUAGAGGCCCGUCAUCUGAGUGACUUCCGCCACGUCCAGUGUGCGUGGCUCGGUCGUGUUGUGGUGGCCUGCGCUGCGGCGGGGCGGUUGGAUGUGCUGCGGCUUCUCAGGGAGCACUACAGCAUAGACCUAGCGCAAAACUGGUCCCACAGCACUUCGGGGUCUCCGCCGAGUGUGUCUGGCACGCACCCGACGCCGCUUCUCAUGGCAGUGCACCAGCGUCACAGCGACGUUGUCGUGUACCUUCUCAAGGCCGGAUGUGCCGUGCACGAGCGCAGCUGCCCCAGCGCUGCGAUGGCCACGCACAUCUCGCUGAAGGGCAUCCGCACCUUGCUAAUCAGUCCACUUUGCUUGGCGGCGUGGAAGCGCGACUACGUGCUGCUGCGCCUGUUGUUGGCGGCUUCUCCACCGCUCCGGCCGAAGGAUACGGAGGAGGAGGCUGGACGCAGCGUCGGCGAUGUACUGCGUGGGCUGGUGCUGAGUGCGCGUCCUGGCAUGCAACAUGAGGCAGAGGUGGCGCUGGCCGACUGCGUUCGCGCACUCGCGACGGCUGGCCACCCGCUUCGGUUUGCUGGCACGGUGCGUGUCGCUGCAGCGAAGGGGUUAGUGCAGGUCGCGCAGGCACUCGUUGAGUGCUACGGCAGUGCCGCCCUUCUGGCCGACUUAGCUGUCUCCCUCGACGGCGGCGACGCCGAGGCAGAUGAGGAUGCAGAGGACACCACCACGCCACGCGCUCGAGGGCAGCUGACCGCCCUCGCCUACUUUGCCGCAGACACGCGCCUUGUGCCCGUGCUUCGCUCCCUGUUGGUGGAGCGGAUGGUGGAUGAGUAUCGGCUGGAGUCGUGGCGGCUGACCAUGCUGGCUGCCACGUUGCAGGCAUUGUGCCACAAGGGUGGCCGGCGUGGCGCGCGCGUGACGGCGGCGGCAGUGGACUACGCACUGUGGCGUGGGUGUGCUGAGGGCGCGGUCGUGUUGCUGGCUCUCGGUCUUGUAGGGCGUGGUGUGGCGCCGGCUCCACGUUCGUCAUGUGCUGCAGGCAGCACUGCUGCGGCAAUCUCUGCGAAGGCAUUCUCCUUGUGUCUGCGCUUCGCCCGCGUCCUUCGGCUGUGGCACAAGCGAUGCAGGCAGUACAAGUCCUACACAGUGCUGCACAGCGCCGCGGAACUCGGCUAUGGGGACGUAGUAGGCGCUCUAACGGCGGAGAUGAUGGGGCUCCACUUACCCGUAGUGGACUCUGACGGCAGCGAGUCUGCGUUCUCGUCCUCGAACAUCCGCGCUACGGUGUCCGCGCCGUCACUCUACGCCCUAGCCGCAACCCACGUGGAUGGUUGGAGGUGGUUUCCGUACUUUGAGCGCGUCGAACUUGUGCUCGACCCUCGAUCUCUCUAUAUUGCGGCCCGCGAUAUGUUUGCGCUGAUCUUGAGCGGCUUUGGGGUGUCGCAGGCGGUGGACCGGGUGUGCCGUCGCGCGGCCCAGCACAAGCUCUUGGGCGACGUCUUCAGCGUCUUCGACAGUACUGGGAUUUCGCCUGCCGCGAAUACUAGUUUGGGUCACGUGAAUAGCUCUGAUGCCCUGGAUGCGGUGACGGACAUCGGUGACGCGCCUGCAGCAACGCGCGGGUGUGCGGUCUCGGCGUUGUUUAUUUCUCGUCAGUUACAGCUGAGACCGGCAGUCUUUUUCUUGGCUGGGGGGACCUACGUGCUCACGAGCAUGACCUCGCUGACAUGCGCCAUCGCUGCCGGCAGUCUUGAAUGGGUGCAGUACAUCGUUGUGCACGGACCCUCGUUAGUGUACCACCGCGCCACGGCGACCCGACUUUCCACGGCAGCAGACCGGAGGGCAGCUGCAAAGGAACGCCACGCGCAGCUGCAGGCCACAGGAGUCGUUGGUCGUCGACGGCGUCCAUGGCACCCGUGCCAAGGAUCAACGCGCCGUCCGCGGCACCGUCGGCACCACUGCGAGACAGGCCUCGCUCAUGGCAGCAAUGCAAGCGCAGCGCCCGUGCUCAGGACAGAUGCCGUGUGCCGCAUGGACGCCUUGACACUAUGCAUGGCGAUGUUGGCCGAGGUGCACCUGCGUCGCCGAGGCUGUGUUAUGGCAGAGGUGUACGAGGAUAUACUCACUCAUUUGCUCUCCUGGCCCGCUGCCACUCCGCGAAAGGAGACAAUUAAUCUGCUUGCCAUUGCGGCCGCUUCCCUCCGGCGGUGGUCGCUUCUGAUUUCCAUCAUGCAACAGGCGGAUCGCCUUUACGAGGCGGGGCUGAUGGCAGGCAUUGAUGGUCCCCAACAGGAAGCGAAGUGUCGUUCGACACCGCCCCGCUACUUGUUCCCGUUGCUGCCGGAGGAGAUUCCGGCUGUCUUGGCCCGCGUCAUCGGCAGCGCCCGGCACAUCAUGCACGUCGUCGCCCGCUGGGCUCCGAAGGACGUACUCAUCGAGGUGGCUCGUCAUUGUCAGCGCUCCGAUGUGGAGGCGGCUGCAGAUGCGCGGGGCUGCACGAGCGUCUACCACGCGCUGCAGCACCGACAGUCGCUUGCGCUAGAGACGUUUGCGGCUCUUCGAGUGCCGAUGAGCCAGCCGUGCCGCAUGCGGCAAUGUCAGACGCCGCUGAUGGUGGCCGCGGCUUGCGGCCGUGCGUCAUUGGUUACGGCGCUGCUUAGGCCGGAGCGGGUGAACCAGAGGGACAGGGAGGGCCGCACCGCGCUCAUGCUCGCCGCCGCUCAUGGGCACAAGGCCACCGUGGAGAUACUCCUGGCGGCCAAUGCCGACGUUUCCCUCGGCGACUCGUGCGGCCGCACGGCUGUGAUGCUGGCUGCGUUGGGCGGCUACGACGAUCUCGCCGUGCAACUCGUGCAGAACUUCUGCCAUGCCGGCGACCUGAUGUCCGCGCAAACGUCUGUGCUGCACUGCGCGGCGGUAGGCGGAUGCUGGCGCACCACGGCUGCUGCACUGAAACUGUCAGUGCCACCCGACGCUCAGCUGAUGGGUGGCCACGCCGAAGCGUCCGCGCGGCUUGCGCUACGCGAGGACGUUGACGGGCACACGCCUUUGCACCUCGCGCACGCCUUUGGAAGUGCGCGGGUCCUGCAUGAACUGUUGCAGGCGCUAUUCAGCUUCUGCAGUGAAGGGGAGUCAGCACAAGGGCUGCUGGCACGGCUGAGCACACACGGAGGUGGCGCCAUUGAAAAGCGGAUACUGCUCUGCGACUCUACGCUGCAGCGGUACGGCUGGCUGAGCGGUGUUCUUGAGAUAAACGCGGCUCUGGGAGAGAAGGUGCGCCAAGGGUACGAACAGAGCCCCGCUGCACUUGGGUUGAGAGCGGGGCAGGUGACCUAUCAGCCUGUUGUGCCGUCCCUGCGCAGCGCAGCGUCGCUGCUGCUGUGGUGCGUGCAGGCAGGCAACACGGUUGGUCUGCGUGUGCUCGCCGACUACAACAUCUCAGACGACUGCGGCGUACUACAUGUGGCUGCCGCAAACGGUUGCUUUAAUGUUGUGAAGCUGCUCGUACAGCUGGAGAUGAGCGACCCAUCGGUGCAAGACGUGCGAACGGGCCGCUACGCUUUUGAGUGGGCAGCACUGUACCACCACACGGAGUGUGCCUCCUUCCUUCUCACCCAUACCGUGCUCGACUGCGCCGCGUUGCUUGACCGUUACAUCAGCUCAAAUGACAACGGCGCCAUGGAGGGUGAGGGGGCGCCACCGGCGAGAAACAGUGGGCGGAGGCGAGAGGGCCCGAGCGACAAUGCGCUAGGAGCGGGCGGAUCCAGCUCCGCUGUGUCGUCUGUGGUGCCGCCUCUUCACGUGAUGGCCGGCCACUGCGGUGGCCAGCUGCUGGUACAGUUCGUUGAGGAGACCCUGGACACAGCCGCACGCACGUACGUGGCACCAUCGACCCGUCACGGCGGCGCAAGUAGUGAGCAAAACGGUGCAGAGGUGAUGAGCUUGGUGCUGUAUCGUGCGCUCCAGCGACCAGCUGGGCCGUCACGUCUCACCCCGCUAGAGUAUGCGAUGGCGAUUGGCGACCCUGCGGCGGUCCUGCACACGUUGCAGGUACUGCGGCGUCUUCAGGAGAUAGCUGAUGCGCUGAGGCCGUCGUCCGCACAUUUCGCAUCAAUUGGCUCCACCCGAUUCAGCACCACCGGUGCGUUACAGUGGAGUGGUGGAGAGGGCAUCGUCUCUCGCCAGUCAGGCGAUCAAGUUGCAGCCACCCGCACUGGGGCGGUGUUUGUGUCCAAGUCGUUCCUGAGCUGGGUGCCAGCGCUUAGCCCGGCCGUGCGCACCGUUCUCUUUGAUGUGCUUGGGAUAUGGGAGGUGGCCACCGUCGCAGGCUUCGCUCCGCAGCGCCUUGCGGCACAGGCCUCUCUCACGCCACCGCCCUCAGAGGGCAGUGCCAAGGCAGAUGGUGAGCACGGGCAGCAGCAGCGCGGCAAAGAUGAGGCGGCAGCAAGGAAGGCAACCACGUCUUCUCUCGCGAGCACGCCGCGUGUCCGGUUCGGCGAUGUGCGUCUUCUCGGCAUCCACGCGCUUCAGCAGGACGACUACUGUGCCGAGGUGCUCCACGACUUCUUCACGCCGGAUCAUGAGCGCGAAGUGCUGCGACUGCUCCUGCAGGACUUCCCGUACAAAAUCCGCUACGAGCCAGACUCGUACCAGCAGUGCAGUCUGUCGACUCAGACGCACCUGCUGCGGUGGCUCGGCACGUCCCUGGUGCUCGGCACCUACGAUGUUCCGCCCCCGAGCGGCGUUCUGACGACUUCAUGGGCGACUUCUGUGGGAGUGGAGCGGGGGAAGGUGGCCGACUUUGACUCAAUCGAGAUACAGGUGGUGCUUUACCGCGGCGAGCAAUUUGUCGAGCUCACUGGCACGGCGCUCUCGCACUCCUUGUACUUAUCGACGUCCCAGCAUACACUGGUCGUCCCAGACGUGAUGGCGGCGCUGCCCCGUACGCUGUGCACACAGCGCGAGGUGUGGCUGGCAGAGCUGACCACUUUAAGUGCACGUGCAACGCGACUGCUGCAGCGCCAAGCGCAUCCUGUGAUGCAGCGCAGCACCGUCACCGUGGACUGGAACCUCUCGACGAUGUCGGACGAUGCGGGCGCGAAUGUGUCGGCAGACCUUGAUCGGUACGGCGCUAUCUUUGUGCGUGUCUGCGAUGCGCUGCGCGCGCUUAUGGGCUGGGUGCGUGGCCCGCUGCGGAGUCUUCUUGCCGAGGUGGACGCUACCGAUCUCGCGGCGGUCGUUAUUGGGGUGCGGCAAGGCGGGAUGGCUGGAUUGCAGGUGCGCUUCCGGUACGUCACGGAGGAGCGCGUCGUCACGCGCUUCCCAGCUGCAUCCACUGCGGAGGCAUCCUCCAUGCUGAUGUUCAGCGGGGACGCGUACCCGUCGUGCUGCAUCGAGUUCAAUGAGACCACACAUACAGACGUGGUGCACGCCUGCCAGGCCACCAUUGGGCGGGCCAUUGCCGCGGAUGUGGCCCUGGUGCGGGUUCACCACACGAGGGACCGCUUCUUGCACCUUGUGCGCCGGCUCCUCUCCGCGCCGAAGGGGGUCGCGGUUGUGUCGACUACACUAUCCCGGCAGCUGGAGGUUGCCAAGGAGUGUAUCCAAAGCGCUGCAGCGGACUCGCUGACAUUGCCACUCGGUAGCGCAGAGGCGCUGAACAAGAGCAACCACAAAAGUAGCGCCAGCAGGGUAGCGACGUCGUCGCCGUCGUCAGAAUUGCUUCGGUUCAAGCUGGAGCUGGAGGGCACCACUCUAGACGCAAUGCCGAUACAGGAGCUUGAGCGGCUGCUGCUGGCCGAGACGACGGCGGCGGUCGACGCAGUGGUAUCUCCAUGGCCACACGCGGCGUCUCCGUCGCGAAAGUCGACGGCUGGUGCAGAGACCAAGGUCUACGAUGCAUUCCACUCCGCCGCGAUUCUCAGCGCCGCGCUCGUGCGUCGGCUGCGGUCCGUCCUUGUGCUCUUUACCGCACGCCGUGAGGCGAUGGUCCGGCUCAGCAGCGACAAGCUGAUGCUGUGUUUCACUGCCGACGAGGCCCCGUCCCGAAGCGACAUCGCCGCAGAAAUAACGCGCACGCUGGCGCAAGAGGAGUGCGACGUAUACAGGCGGCGGUUGACGGAGGUUCACGAGAUGAUGACACAGCGGCUGACGGCGUACCUGCCGCAUGCAAAGCUCGUGGUGGACGUGGAGGCGAUGCAGCGGCUUGCCGGCGACGAGGCGCACCUGCUCUCCGCGAUGCGGCUGCUGGUGUAUCAGCAGAGCGAGUGGGUGCUGCAGCGUCUCGUGGAGGGGGUGAGCAUUGGGUGGGACACGGAGCUCGGUGCCGUGGUACGGCGUCAUGUGCGGCAAGUGACCCUCACCUUGGACCCAGGCCUCUACGGCACCUGCUACUUAUCUCCUGAGGGCGUCUUUGCGUACUAUUGCCCCUUGUUGUGCUUGGAGCGGCAGCCGCCUGGUGCGCUCACGCCAUCCUCCCUCCCCUCGUGGCAGUUGCUGAGUCCGCAACACAUUGCGUCACUGCUGCUCAUGCAACUAGCGGUCCGAGAGCCGCAGGUGCUUCAGUUUGUGGAUCUGAAGAGGAGCGUGGCGUGCUGGACCACCGCGCGCCGUAUCCCGCGCCGUAUCCUUCCUGGUAGCCCCGUCCACAUCGAGGUGCAGGCACGCAACUUGUUUAAUCGACCUCUGCGCCGCGGUGGCGAGCGACUUUUACUGAUGGGCGAGGUAGGGGAGCCGCGCGUCGAGGACACCGGUAGGGGGCGGUAUGUGAUUCACUUUGAAGCACCCCAGCGGGCCGGCGAUCAUCGUCUCUUCAUUCUCCUUCACGGGCAACCCAUCGCACAGUCGCCACUGCGGUACACAGUGCGACCAGGUGUGGUGGACCUCGGCCGCACACGCGUGCGUGACAAGUUUAACGCAGUAGUGAUUGGUGUACCCUUCACGGUGCUUCUGCAGCUCCACGACGCCGCCGGCAAUCGACUGCUUGCGGCUCCCAGCGACUUGAGGGUGGCCCGUGCGUCUCCUGCCUCGAUGGUGCAACUGCAGGUGUGGGGGUGGCAAGGGCCUGGCACCAUUGGGGUGACGCUACGGGUGCUGCCCACUGUACCCACCAAGACGACGCUGAUCAUCUCGCUGGCGCUCACUUGCCAGCCGACUGCCGCCGGCGCUGCUGCGAACGGCGCUCUCUGCACGGCUACGGUGUCUCUCCCGGCAUACCUAUGCGUCGAUAGCAAAACCUACCAGCGCAUCUGCCGCGUGCGUCGCGGGCUCAUCGUGAAUAACGACUUACCCACCAGCUGCCCAAACCUGUACACCUAUCCGGGAAUGGCGUCUACUCCCCGCAGAGCACCGUCGCAGCCAUCAAGUCUCUACUUCCGCCAAGCAGUGCGGGGUGCAGCACGCAAGGAGCUUGCAAGAGAGGCAGCCACACUGGGUGACGCUCUGAACUAUCGCUAUCCACGCAACGCCGCCAUGAAGGAGCUCGAGAUGAGCACCAAGUCAGCGGCAGCGAAGAAGCCAGGUGGUGCAAGGACGUGCAAAGCGCCCGUCUCCGACACCGGCAGCGCGACUGUGUCACCCACGUAUACCUGA
Molecule: messenger RNA, 11211 nt
Organism: Leishmania braziliensis MHOM/BR/75/M2904
Lineage: Eukaryota; Euglenozoa; Kinetoplastea; Trypanosomatida; Trypanosomatidae
Product: putative ankyrin repeat protein
Exons: 1
Coding region: 1-11211 (3736 amino acids)
Molecular function (GO): protein binding
Source: RefSeq, a predicted model, not a curated record